Lasiodiplodia theobromae is the source of this 1104-nucleotide messenger RNA. RefSeq names its product Cellular nucleic acid-binding protein. Gene Ontology annotation, cellular component: cytoplasm. Bases 1 to 1104 code for a protein of 367 amino acids. Gene Ontology annotation, molecular function: translation regulator activity; mRNA binding; single-stranded RNA binding. Lineage: Eukaryota; Fungi; Ascomycota; Dothideomycetes; Botryosphaeriales; Botryosphaeriaceae. The record is from RefSeq and is a predicted model, not a curated record. Gene Ontology annotation, biological process: positive regulation of cytoplasmic translation. The transcript is spliced from 3 exons.
AUGCGGAACCUCUACACGCCGCUCGAGAGCAACCCUUACCAGCCUCACAAGACGGUCGAAGCCAAGUACACCUUGUGCGAGACUUGUGAGCGCAACAUCGAGAGCAAGGAUUGGCCCGCCCACCAAGCCGGCAAGAAGCACCAGAAGGCCAAGAAGGAGAAGGAAGCCAAGGAAGCUGCCGCAAAGAAGCCUGUCCAGGAAGACAAGGUCGCCGACUGGGGCGAUCAAGUCAACGACGAUGCUGCCCAGCAGGAGGAAGCCGGUUGGAACGACGAGAAUGGCUUCACCAGCACCGGUCCUUCCAAGAACAAGGGUUCUAACGGUACUUGCUACAACUGUGGUGAGCCCGGCCACAUGAAGGCCGAUUGCCCCCAGCCUCCCAAGGGCGGUGGAGGUGGCGGUCAGGAGUGCUUCCACUGCGGCCAGCCUGGCCACCGUAAGAGCGAGUGUCCCAACGGCGGCGGCAAUGCCUGCUUCAGGUGUGGCGAGUUCGGUCACCGCAAGGCCGAAUGCCCCAACCCUCCCCAGGGCGGUGGCGGCGGCGGCGGUCGCCCUUGCUUCAACUGCGGCGAGAUCGGCCAUCUCAAGAGCGAGUGCGUCAACCCGACCAACCCUGCUGCUGGUGGAAGCAGCCGUACUUGCUACAAGUGCGGCCAGACUGGACACAUCGGCAAGGACUGCAACUUCUGCCAGAACUGCGGAGAGGAGGGCCACGGCUUCUUCGACUGUGAUAAGAAGCGGGACUGGUCCAAGAUCACCUGCUCUGUUUGCAAGGAGAAGGGCCACACUAAGAAGAAGUGCCCCAAGGCCCAGGAGAUGGAGGCUAGUGGAGGAGGCUUUGGCGGUGGCUUCGACAGCGGCUUUGGCGGCUCGGCUUCCGGUGGCUGGGACUCUGCCGGUGGUUCUGGUGGAGCGACUGGUGGCUCUUGGGACUCGAACGGUGGCGGCGGUACCUCCAACGACUGGGCCGGAGACGCUCCAGCUGGCGGUGCUGGUGGUGGCGGCGGCGACUCCUGGAACAACGACAGUGGCGCGGGUGCUGCUGGCGACGGCAGUGGCAGCUGGGACAACUCUGGUGGCGAUGACAACGCUACCGGCUGGUAA